AUGCUGCACUUUCCAGGCGCUGCUUGUUCACUGUCCAAGAGAAUUACUGAGUAUGGCACGCCUGUUGAUUUCACGGCCUUCCACUUCGAGUUCAACAGAAAACUGAAAGUUCGUCAACAGUGCAGCAGUGGUGUUGUCGGCCUGUAUCUUAAAAGAUUUGUCCUGCUUCAUGAACUGCUGCAACGGAAUAUUGCUGCACCACAGUGGUCUGCACAGUUGCGGGCAUUCCUCGAGCAUUUGGGUGUUUGUGACCUGCAGUAUUCAAGUAAAUAUUUUACACUUCGAAACGGUGGCCGACUGUUAAAUGUGGGCGGAAAUGAAAGCGGUGUUGAAGCAGGACUGCAAAACAAAACUAUUUAUCAGCGACACGAGUACCACGGUAGCACUUACGCUUCGCGGAGUUGGUUGCGACAGAGCAAAACUGAUAAGUCCUAUGUAGCGCUCUUUCAGAAUAAUGUGUUUCAUUUUGCUCGAAUAUCAUUCUUUCUUUAUGAUAAGUCGAAGGAGGCAUUUGUAGUAGUUAAAAUGUUCCGGGUAGAAAACAUGUUUGAACAGCUUUCUGAUGAUUUUGUAAGCAGAAUUACUCCGCAGUUCUCGCACUUGAUUGUUAAUUACCCUUCAAGUCUUCGCUUUUUCAAACGAAUUGUUGCUGAAGAUAAAAACUGCUCCGUUCUGCCAGUGGAUUGUGUAUUCGGCCAGUUCUGUUACAUUCGCAUUGCUGAGCAGUGCUUUGCCAUUGAUUUGUCAUGGAAAAGUAGUCAUCAAUAA
Molecule: messenger RNA, 768 nt
Organism: Gongylonema pulchrum
Lineage: Eukaryota; Metazoa; Nematoda; Chromadorea; Rhabditida; Gongylonematidae
Source: the annotation of a GenBank genome assembly